This is a messenger RNA of Drosophila hydei, 1875 nucleotides long. RefSeq names its product 4-hydroxybutyrate coenzyme A transferase. Bases 221 to 1654 code for a protein of 477 amino acids. The record is from RefSeq and is a predicted model, not a curated record. Gene Ontology annotation, cellular component: mitochondrion. Gene Ontology annotation, biological process: acetate metabolic process. Lineage: Eukaryota; Metazoa; Arthropoda; Insecta; Diptera; Drosophilidae. The transcript has 5 exons. Gene Ontology annotation, molecular function: acetate CoA-transferase activity.
AAAUUGCAACCCAGUUCAGGAAAUAUUUUGAAUAGUCCACUGUCUAAAAGCUUUUGCGAUGAGGUAAAGCUUGCGCUUAGUUGGAAACGCACCGCUGGAGCGGCAAGACACAAUAAGAAUCAUUCUAGGCGUGCAGUAAAACUCAAAAUUGCAAUCACAACUUUAAGGAAAAAACUGCAAUAUCUACCGCUAGUUUGUUUGUAAUUAAAUUCUCGCAAUCAUGAGCAAGCAACUUACUCGAAAUGUUCGCCAAUUGAAGACGCUGCUGCCAGUGGCAACGGCUAACGCAGCAGGAGGCACGCACAACAAUUACUUCACCUAUGUGAAUGAACUGUCUCAUCCGCUGCCACGCGAACCGCCAAUUGUGUCGGCCGAGGAAGCUGUUGCCUGCAUCAAGUCUGGUGACACAGUCUUCGCGCAGGGAGCUGCCGCCACGCCUGUGACAUUGCUUAACACCAUGUCACUGUAUGGCAAGUGCAACAAAUUGAAGGACGUAACGGUCUGUCAUAUGCACACGGAAGGCCCAGCCGAGUACUGCAAGCCGGAGUAUGAGGGCAUCUUUCGUUCAAACUCCUUCUUCAUGGGCGGCAAUGUGCGCAAGGCCGUUGCCGAGGGACGUGGAGAUAAUAUGCAUAUCUUUUUGCAUGAAAUUCCUCAGCUCUUCAGCAAGAAAAUAGUUCAGCCCGAUGUGGCCUUCAUACACGUGUCGCCGCCAGAUAAUCACGGCUUCUGUUCGCUGGGCACCAGCGUCGAUUGCGUUCGUACAGCGUUGCAGCAUUCCAAGAAGAUUGUUGCUCAAAUCAAUCCCAACAUGCCGCGCACCUUCGGCGAUAGUAUCAUACACAAGUCGCACUUCGAUUUCGCCAUUGAGGUAAACGAUAAACUACCUCAGCAUGGCACCGGCAAGCUUUCGGAUGUGGAGCAAAAGAUUGGCCAAUUGAUAGCUGAGAAUUUGGUGAAGGAUGGAGCCACACUUCAGAUGGGCAUUGGCAACAUUCCGGAUGCCGUACUAAACGCCUUGCACAAUCACAAAGAUCUGGGCAUACACUCGGAGAUGUUCGCCAAUGGUGUCGUAGAACUGGUCAAAAAAGGUUGCGUGACCAACAGCAAAAAGACUAUGCACAAGGGACGCAUUGUCGGCUCUUUCCUAAUUGGUGAUCAGCCCCUCUACGACUUUGUCAACAAUAAUCCUUUCAUCGAAAUGUUGGCUAUUGACUAUGUGAACAACACGAGUGUUGUCAAGCUCCAGCCCCGCAUGACGGCUAUCAACAGCUGUAUUGAGGUGGAUUUGACUGGCCAGGUGUGCUCGGACUCAAUUGGUACGCGUUUCUAUUCUGGCUUCGGUGGCCAAGUGGACUUCAUACGCGGGGCAGCUGAGGCCGUUGAUGGCCAGGGCGUGCCAAUCAUAGCCAUGCCAUCGACCACCAACAAAGGAGAGAGCAAGAUUGUGCCUUUGCUUAAGCCAGGAGCUGGUGUUGUCACCUCCCGUGCUCAUGUUCAUUACUUGGUCACUGAACAUGGCAUUGCCUCCUUGUUUGGCAAGAAUGUGCGCCAGCGCAUGUACGAACUGAUUAAUGUCGCCGAUCCCAAGCACCGCGAGUCGCUCGAGAAGUCAGCCUUCGAGCGGAUCAAGGCGAUGCCCUGUGCCAACUAAGCACCACAGCAUCACUGACGGCAACAGCGACUGCACCGCCUAAUCCUAUCUAAAGAUAUUUUGAAAUUAGAAUGGCUCAGAACAUUUUCUUAAAAGCAUACCCGCAGCGGUUUCCUUUUUUAGAAAUGUUUUGAAACUAUUUUUACAUCCAGAACUUUACCCCUAUAUAGCUAAGAAAUUCUACAAAGUGAAAUCAUUAAAGGCAAUGUUAACUCCCUAAA